AACACGCUGCGCAAUAGAGUUAAAAACGUGGCGCUCCAUAUCACUGACGAAGAAGAGCUUCCAACUCGAUAAAAAAAAAAUAAAAACAAUCUGCCGCAGAAAUGUUGGUAGUUUUCCUUUUGGAGCUGCUGUUGUACGCCUGGAGAACGGUUGUCCAUGCGCUGUUCCGGCUAUGGUUCGGCUUCACCAAGUCGCAGCAGCUUCCCCCGGUCCGUAACAGGCUCCUCCUCGAGACGGCCACUCAGCUCGCCGACAAGAUACGGAGAGGAGAGGUGAGGAGCUCGGACGUGGUUCAGGCGUACAUCGAGCGCAUCUCUCAAGUGCAGCCCUUGCUGAACGCUGUCGUGGCCGACAGGUUCGACGAUGCGCUCCGCGAGGCUGCUCUGUGCGACCAGCUUGUUCGCUCGGGAACCCGAACGCCGGAACAGUUGGCACGGGAGAAGCCGCUUCUGGGCGUCCCGUUCACGGCGAAGAACAGCGUCGCUAUCAAAGGCAUGCGGCAAGAUGCCGGGUCCCUGUACUACCGGGAACAGCUGGCCCAGAGGGACGCCGCUGUCGUCAGGCUCCUGCGAGACGCCGGGGCCAUUCCGCUAGCACUCACCAACGUUCCCGAGUUGUGCAUGUGGGGGGACACGUACAACAGAAUGCAGGGGGUGACGAGCAACCCGUACGACACCCGACGCACUCCCGGAGGGAGCAGCGGAGGUGAGGCAAGCCUGAUCGCUGCCGCGGGAUCCUUGCAGGGCAUAGGCACAGACAUCGCUGGAAGUAUUCGAUUGCCGUCUACCUAUUGCGGUCUCUUCGGACACAAGCCCACCGCAGGCAUUGUGUCCAACGAUGGACUCUUCCCAAAGUGGGGGGGCACUCUCUCCGAUUACAACUGCACGGGCCCCAUAUGUAGAUACGCCGAAGACCUUCCUACCAUGCUCAAGAUCAUGGCAGGUCCUAAUGCAUCAAGACUACUCCUGGACAAAGACGCCGUAGACUACCUUUCACGAGGACCAAAUCUUCGACACUUUGAACUCAACUUCGAGGAAUUCAAGAACGCUUACAACAUCUGGCUCGCGGCGUACAUCAAGUCCGAGGCACCUCCUUUCGGCGACGUUUUCAAGCGGGAAGAUGAGAAGAUGCAGCACAUGAAAGAGCUGUUGCGCACCCUAACGGGCGCCUGCAAACACACCCCAGCCGCCAUCAUGCUGUCUAAGGUCUCCAGCAUGCGUCGAGUUCACCAGCAGGCCUUCAUCGACAAGGCAUGGAGUAUGGCUUCGAGACUUCAGCAUCGCAUCGAAAACCUGCUCGGAGACAAUGCCGUCUUCUUGCUUCCCGGAACCACGAGCGCCGCCCUGUUUCACCACCAGGACAUCCUAUUUCCCGAAUCGCUGAGCAUGACCAGUCUGCUUAGCAUCCUUAAGCUUCCGGUGACCGCGUGUCCUGUCGUGCUGAACGACAAGGGCCUGCCAUUGGGCGUCCAGGUUGUCGCGUCAAGAGGUCAGGACCGCCUCUCGUUGGCUGUCGCUCGGGAGCUUCAACGAGGCUUUGGUGGAUGGAAAGAUCCCUCGGCGCAAAGUUGAAAACGCCGUCGUAACGGUCGCUGCCUCGAGGAGCAUGAACCGAAACUCUCUACAUUAAUAAAGACACGCUGUGCCAUAUGGUAACAAACAGA
Ixodes scapularis (black-legged tick) is the source of this 1663-nucleotide messenger RNA. Its product is annotated as fatty-acid amide hydrolase 2-A. The record is from RefSeq and is a predicted model, not a curated record. Lineage: Eukaryota; Metazoa; Arthropoda; Arachnida; Ixodida; Ixodidae. The coding region runs from base 102 to 1571 and encodes 489 amino acids. The transcript is spliced from 7 exons.